AUUGAUGAAAACGUGCCAGUCUUGAAGAGUGUGAUGGGGGAGAAUAGAGAUAUAAGCAAGGUCUUAUGAUUGUGAUGUACAUGCACCAAGAUAAGCUUCUUUUUCUUUCUUGUUCAGACAUAAAUUUCUGAAAAUAUAAAAAUAUUGUUCAAGAUUUUGCAAACUUCACUGCCUCCACUCACAUCAUCUCCUCCCUAUCCAUAUUCCAUCUCUCUAAUGGAGGUAGAACAGCAGCAAGAAGCUGAUGAAUUGGAUCAGAGCUUAAUACCCAGAAAAAGAAACCUCCAUCAAACCCCAUUUUCCACCAACAAUUCAUCAACAUUUGAUGGUGAAAUGAGCAGUAGUAGUUCAGUUGAUGGUGAAGAAUGGAAGCAACAAGGAGAAGAUGAAGUGGUCCAAGAUUUUAUUCAACAAAAUGGCAUAAAGAUUGAUGAAGAUGAAACAGAGAAAGAGAAACAAGAGUAUUGUGUUUAUUAUGAUACAGAUAAAGGUACUGGGUUGCAUGGUGAAUCAUCUGCAAAUGGUAUUGAUUCAACUGCUCAUGAGAAAAACCAUUUGCAAGAGAACACCAAUGUAGCAAGCCAUAAUCAAGAAAAUGGGAAUGGUCUGUACCAUGUUGUCAACAACCAAAAUGCCGAACACCAAAACCAAAAUGCCGAACACCAAAAGCAUGACGAGUUUUCUGAUGGUAAUCUUCAGCCUUCUGAAAUAUCAUUCGACAAAAGUUCCCCAUCAUACAUAAACAUUGAAACAGAAAGCAGUGAUAUUGAAGUGAUUAAAGAUGUUGAGAAUGAAAUAACUGAAUUUGAUGUGGAGACGGUAUUAAAGAAGCAGGAUACACAUGAUUUGUACUGUCCUAACUGUAAUUCUUGUAUCACCAAAAGGGUAAUUCUUCGUAAAAGGAAACGCAGGAUUCCAGCUCCUGGUGAAGAUGCGAAGCGUAACAAGUCGGAAACUCCCAUUCCUUCUCAAGUGAAUGUUGUUUCAAGCAACAGUCAAGCUCAGAAUGGAAGUGAGCUUAGUUUAGACGAUGUUCAGCCACCUGCAUCUAAUGAAUAUGAUCAUCAAAUAGAGCCAGAUGUAUUCAGAUGUUUGUCAUGCUUCAGCAUUUUCAUGCCCACAGGGACCGGGUUUAAGUUGUUUCGGAUGUUUGGAAAUAAAAGUGACGAAGAAAACAAUCAACGUUCUCAGAAGCAAGUGGGUGUGAAGAAACACUGGUUUUCUUCCAUUUUUGCAUCAGAUAAGGUGGAUCAAUCAAACAACGAAGGAGUCGUUAAGAGUUUUGAUAGGGAAAAUAAUGUAUCUUCUAACCUCGAUGAGCUGAAUGUUCUGAGGCAAGAAACUAGCUCGCGUACUACCGAUGCUACAAUGCAUUUGGAGGGCAAGGCUGCUGCUGACCAUAUUCCGUCCUCAAGUUUGCAUGACCCGAACAGUCAAGUUUUGGUAAAAGAUCAAGUUCAAUCAGCACCUUCUUCAACACAAGAAUCUGUUACAAUUGAACAAGUUAAUGCUGAGGAAUCAAAUAAUACUAAUAUCGGAAGGAUUGCAGACACUCAUGAUCAGUUACUUACCUCUUACCAUAUAGAUUCCAACGCCAAAAGCGAUUAUCCAGGAAUGUUUGUCGUCAUGCCUCCGGCUAAUAAUAACAGUAAUAACGGGGAGCCUACAGAUGACGACAUUUCUUCACUUCAACAUGAUGGAUUGAGGCUCGUUGUUCCUCCAAAUGUGGGAUCUUUAAUCAUUGACAAUUCACAAAUGAAUCAAGAGCUUGAUGUCACAGUUCAAAUGAAUACUUCAGUUUCAGCUGAAUCAACAAAUACAAUGUCUGAAGAACGCACUGUCCAAAACAACGUCGAAAUUCAUCUAGAACAGCCUCUGAAGGAUGUCUUAACAGACAAACAGAUCAAAGUUGAAGAAUUGAAGAAAAAUGAAAGCAUCGAAGGAAAAGACACAGUAAUUACUAUAGACAGCAAGCAGCUUGAUCCAUCCAGCCAUCAAAGAUCACCGGGUGAGACUGGAACUUCGGCCUUGCAGCAUGUUGAAAGUGGGAGUCAACAAGGCGAUGCCACCACGCUGACAGGUGGUCGUAGCUUGGAGAUAGUUAAAAGCAUGGUUUACGGUGGUCUGAUGGAAUCAAUUGCUAGUCUUAGUGUUGUGUCGUCUGCAGCUGGUGCUAAUGCCGACACAUUGAAUGUGUUAGCGUUGGGACUGGCUAAUAUAUUUGGCGGAUUGUUCGUGAUUAGUCAUGAUCUUUGGGAUCUUAAAGCCGAACGCACAAGGGGAUCUUCAGAAGACCGAUACCAACAACUUUUGGGACGAAGAGCAGAUUUCGCACUUCACAUGGUGGUUUGUCUGUUAUCAUAUCUUGUAUUCGGGUUCCUCCCUCCAGUUGUGUACGGUUUCUCCUUCCGUGAGAGCAACAACAGGGAUCUGAAGCUUGUGAUGGUGGCAGCAGCUUCCGUUAUUUGCAUCAUGAUACUGGCAGCCGGAAAAGCGUAUGUGCAGAACAAGUCUUAUUUCAAAACUAUCGCUUAUUAUGUGACCUUUGGGUUCAUGGUGUCGGGUGCUUCUUAUUUGUUCGGUGAUUUGAUUGUGAAGUUAUUGGAGAAGAUGGGUAUAUUCCAUUCGGGUUCGGUUGUGAACCUCGUAAGCAUUCAUGGAAUGAAUUCAAAGCCGGCUCUCGCAACGUUCUAAUGUCAAAAAUUCACAAUUUUACUUUCAUCUUAAUGUUGUUCAUGAUUUGGUAGCUCUGUAAGGUACAAUUAGUAUCAUUUUCUAGCAUUGCAUUGUACAUUUAUUUAAGAAAAUUUUGAUAACUUUCAUCUUAAUGUUGUUCAUGAUUUGGUAGCUCUGUAAGGUACAAUUAGUAUCAUUUUUCUAGCAUUGCAUUGUACAUUUAUUUAAGAAAAUUUUGUAUGAAAAUAAAAAGUACUCGGUACUCUCAUUCGUAUUUUUUGUGACGUAUUUUUAUAAACCUUCAUUUUAAUACUUUAGAUAUGAUAUAUCAAACACUUAA
Messenger RNA from Cynara cardunculus var. scolymus (artichoke), 3016 nucleotides. Its product is annotated as membrane protein of ER body-like protein. The coding region runs from base 217 to 2694 and encodes 825 amino acids. The record is from RefSeq and is a predicted model, not a curated record. NCBI's taxonomy places the organism in Eukaryota, Viridiplantae, Streptophyta, Magnoliopsida, Asterales, Asteraceae. The transcript has 9 exons.